GUUUUUAGCAAAUCCUUAAAACCCUAAAAAAUGAAGACGGUGACCGGCAAAAUCACAGAUUCAACUCCGGUGACAAUAGCCAAAGCGGCCUCUAUACUGUCCAAGUUCGUCUCCACCGACACCGGCGCAUCCCAGGCCUUAAACGCUUAUCUUCGUCGCGCCACCACCGCUUUCGAUGAGUUGGCGCGCCUUCAUUCAAAAUCCGAUCGCAGGAAACACAAAAGGGAUUCAGCUCAGACUCAGAGAGUGGAGGUGAGUCAAUCGGGGCUAGUGAAUAAUAACGAGCAGAGAUUGAAAAAGGAGGUCAAGGAAGAGGGUAAUGCGGCAGAGGAGGAGACAGAGAGGAAGAGGAGGAGGAGGAAGAGGAAGGGUUAUUUGGAAGAGGAAACCGAGAGAAGCAAUGAAGUAAAGAAGGAAAAGACAGAGUUUGAAGAGAACGAGGGUAAAGUGGUGAGCAGAGUUGAAAUCAAAGUAGAAGAGGAAAUGAAAAAGAAGAAGAAGAAGAAGAGGAAGAGUGGAGAAGUAGAGGUAGAAGUAGAGGUAGAGGUAAAGGAAGAGGAGAAGGAAGGGAAAGAUGGAUUGAAAGAUGAGGGCCAAAGGAAAAAGAAGAAGAGGAGAAAACAUGAGGAUUGAAAUUGAGUGAAAAAAGAGUUUGCGUUUUUGUUCUUCGAUAAGUGUGUAUUUUAGUGAUUAGUGGCAUUGAGAUUUACCAAUUUCCAGCUAUAUCCAUGCGCUUUGAAAUCUACAUAAUUCAGUUGUCGUUGAGCUUCA
This is a messenger RNA of Populus nigra (black poplar), 771 nucleotides long. RefSeq lists its product as uncharacterized. The coding region runs from base 31 to 633 and encodes 200 amino acids. The record is from RefSeq and is a predicted model, not a curated record. The transcript has a single exon. Lineage: Eukaryota; Viridiplantae; Streptophyta; Magnoliopsida; Malpighiales; Salicaceae.